Messenger RNA from Sinocyclocheilus grahami, 1581 nucleotides. RefSeq names its product BTB/POZ domain-containing protein 16-like. The record is from RefSeq and is a predicted model, not a curated record. Lineage: Eukaryota; Metazoa; Chordata; Actinopteri; Cypriniformes; Cyprinidae.
AUGCUGAGAUGGGAGCAGCUGUCGUCGGAUCAUCAGGCUGGAAUGAGAGCUGACCCCAUGGCACUCCACUGGUACGAGGAUGCCACUAGCUGCCCACAAUCCCUUUUGCCACGUCUCGUUCACCCACUCUCGGCCAGCCGACGUAGCAGACUCUGCAAAAAUGUCACAUGGUCUUCAAAGCUUGACACUCCAGAGGAACAAUUUUACAUUUAGUCUCGCAGAGUGACCCAAAACGCUAAACCAGGUAUGAAAUGCAGUAUACUGGAAUGUCUGGGGGUCAGGUGGGAGUUGCAUUGCUCUGUCCUGAGUGGCUCAGACACAUUAUCUGAGUUGUAUACCAACAGCAAAAGACAGAGGGAUGUUCAGCUACAAGAGAGAGCUGGUAUGGUGCCCAUGAGUAUUUGGAAAAGAGAAACCGUUCAAGAGAGAAAUUCAGACCUUCCGUUUUGUUUGGAUAUUGCCGUCAUUGGUAAAGACAGCAGGGCUAGUAAGUCUACAUGUGGAAGAGGACUGGUCUACAGGAAGUGGCAUCUCAGCAGCCCUUUGAUUCUCCGACUGCCUGUCACCGAUGCCUCCAUCAAUAAAGUGGCUUUGUCUUUUGCCCUGCGGACACUUUAUGACCCCGAGGAACGCCCCAAUGAGUGGGGAGAGACUGUGCUUUCUGCUGCUGCAUUACUGGGAAUGUCAAACCUCUUCCAGGAAUGUCUUAAAGAGAUGUUGACAAAUAUCUCAUCUUUGACUGUGUGCAGCUUUCAUCGAGUGUCUUGCAAAUUGAAAGAGACUAUUCUCCAGAGAGUAUGUGAGCGCUGGUUGGAGCUGUUCCUAGUGAUUGAACUCUCCUGCCACAUAAAUCUCAGAGAUCUGCCCUUUGACCUCUUGCUGAAGACCCUGCUUAGUCCAAGACUGUUCGCAUCUAAUGAGUAUGAGGUCUUGAGAGCAGCUCUGCACUGGCUGUACCUGCAGUUAACCCCCUUCAGACAGACCCUACCAGCCCAUAGCACCGUCAUCAACUUCUUCUCCAAGGAAACGGCUGUUUUCAUGGAACAGCCUCAGGGUCAAACAUACAUCACUAUCUUUCAAGCUCUUUGUAUGCAUGGCAUUACUGAAUGGCAGCAUCUGCAAGAGCUGCAGAACAUUAGAGUUCUUCCUGAGUCUUGGCUGCUUCACAUCCUGUCUAAUAAUUACCACACUCUUUACAGCAGGGGUGACAUGGUCGUGACUGACUUCUCCAAACAAGCUAUUCGGUUUGGAAUGAUGUUUGAUAGGGAACAAGAGUGCUGCACUCAAACCAUCAGCCUCUAUGGCUUUUACUUUCUUCUCCAAGCUGCUAAAAUGGGCGAAUCAGAUACAUACAGCUUCUCCAUUGGGAGGUUAAGACACUGGGAUCCUGCUGUAUGCCAGUCUUCCAUUGUGAGCCGUCCAUACAGUGUGAGAUCGGAUCGAUCAGUGUGCUAUCACAUCACAGUGCAAAGCUAUGCUAGUGGCGAGUGGCAAGAGCACAGCAGUGGACCUGUCAAUCAACAAGAGUUUGGCUUAUGCAAACGCCACUGUAGGAGCAAGGUACCAACACCCAGAGUUUGA